Zasmidium cellare ATCC 36951 is the source of this 336-nucleotide messenger RNA. RefSeq lists its product as uncharacterized. Gene Ontology annotation, biological process: intracellular protein transport. The transcript has 4 exons. Bases 1 to 336 code for a protein of 111 amino acids. Lineage: Eukaryota; Fungi; Ascomycota; Dothideomycetes; Mycosphaerellales; Mycosphaerellaceae. The record is from RefSeq and is a predicted model, not a curated record. Gene Ontology annotation, cellular component: Sec61 translocon complex.
AUGUCUUCACCACGCCCUUCAUCGCCCGUCAACUCUCCCUCAACCGGCUCGACUACUGCUCGUCCUGCGUCCCCAAAGCCACCGGGUGGUCCAGCGACCGCGAUCAGGAGAAAGGCUGCGGCAGACCGGGCAGACAAGGUUGCCAAUGCGCGCCCAUCGAGCACUCGCGCUGCAGGAGCUGGUGGAAGCAGCAGCACUAUGCUGAGACUCUACACGGAUGAAUCACCUGGCCUCAAGGUUGAUCCCUUUGUGGUGAUGGUUCUGUCGAUUGGAUUCAUUAUCAGUGUGGUUGCUCUUCACAUCAUUGCCAAAUUCACCAAGCGAUUCUCCUCGUAG